This is a messenger RNA of Aspergillus clavatus NRRL 1, 576 nucleotides long. RefSeq names its product ESCRT-II subunit protein VPS25. Gene Ontology annotation, cellular component: ESCRT II complex. Gene Ontology annotation, biological process: protein transport to vacuole involved in ubiquitin-dependent protein catabolic process via the multivesicular body sorting pathway. NCBI's taxonomy places the organism in Eukaryota, Fungi, Ascomycota, Eurotiomycetes, Eurotiales, Aspergillaceae. Gene Ontology annotation, molecular function: protein homodimerization activity; structural molecule activity. The record is from RefSeq and is a predicted model, not a curated record. The transcript has 3 exons. The coding region runs from base 1 to 576 and encodes 191 amino acids.
AUGGCCAGCUCCUCGACAACUCCCGCAACCACCUUCCAGUUCCCUCCUACCUACUCCUUCCCCCCAUUCUUCACCCCGCAACCCAACAGCGCAACACGCCUCUCCCAGCUCCAGAAAUGGUCCUCGCUCAUCCAGGCCUGGUGCCGCCACCACCGCACCUACCGUCUCUCGCUGAUUGAAGCGGUCGAGAGCCCGCUGUUCCAUAACGCCGCGUUGCGGAAACGGCUGGGUCUGAGCGAGGCGCGGGCGGUGCUGGACUGGAUGGCCAAGGCGGAGGAGGAAGGGGGUGGCGGGAGGAGGGCAGAGUGGAUUGACGGGGGGGAUAAGACGGCGGCGUGGAUCUGGUGGAGGAGGCCGGAGGAGUGGGCGGGGAUCGUGGCGGAUUGGGUGGAAGCGACGGGGCAGAAGAAUGUCGUGUUGACGGUCUAUGAGUUGUUGGAGGGCGAGGCUACCAUGUCGCAAGAAUGGCAUGGCAUGGAUACAGACGUCAUGCUCAAAUCUCUCAAUGUCCUUGUGAAACGCGGCAAGGCCCAGGUGUUUGGCAGCGAAGGCCAGGAAGGUGUCAAAUUCUUCUAG